UUUGUUCACCUCGGCUGACGGCUAUAACAUGCGCGCCGUAAAGCGCUGGUCAAGUAUCUCGCAGUAGAAACAGACAGUCAGCUAGUAAACAAGUCCAAUUUAGAUUUUACUUCGCCAUCAGAUGGUAGCACCCAGCCUGACAAUAAGAAAACGCGUUCUUAUCACGUUACCGUACUUUAUACGUAUAUACGAAGCAUCAAUUUAUUUUAAACGACUGUUUAUUUAACCUCGACUAUCGUCGUGCCGUUAACAAAGGUUAAUUUCACUGACGCAAAAGCUUCCGCGAUCCAAUAAGGCGUAGAACCAGUUUUCCAUUAUCUAAAUUGCCCCGGUGUGUAUCGGGGUUUUCAAAAGCGUGGCGCCAACGAUCGUAUCGAUGCGAGAGCUUCGUAAAAAUAAACCGUUUGCGGCUGCAUUUUAUGAAUUUCACACGCGGACACGAAACGGGUCAGAGUGUCCGUGAUUUUUCGUCGCGACGCUCCGAAAAUAAUUUCAGACGCUGUCGCCUCCUCCCCUGACUACUCUCGCUCGGCAAAAUAAAUACAUACUUCCGUUUGAGCAUCAAUUAAUUUCAAUGUUACCGAAUACUGCACGGUAAUGUCCGCGGUUCAAGAAACUUGACUCCGUCUGGCGAACAUUUUACCGAGUAGGUUGCGUAAGAACAUGACCAGCCAAAGUUAGAUCGUCGAAAAUAUUUGCGGAUAGUCUACAUAAUAGCAGUCGAUGUCCGUUUAAAUCACGCGCGACGCGGUUGAUUCAGAACAUCGGCCUGUUUUGGGAACCGUCUCCAAGGGGUCUUCGAAACGAUCACCAGCCUCGGCCAGGUGUUUCGAACUCCCACCUGUACAACUCUACUUUGUAAGACACGCUAGUCGGCAGCCUCGCGGCGAUGAACGUGGCACAUCGGUUUCAUUCGCGUUUCCGGUGAUGCAUAUCGCUUGGCAAAGUGAACCACCGGCGCGAGGCGAGCAUGUUGCCAUUAAAGAAGCGGAAUAAACGAGAAAGGAGGACAGAGAACGAGGUAAAUAAGGAGGAGACUGCCAACCAAUCGUCGAGGACCACUGACAAGUUAAAAACAGCCGAAGGUUGUCCAAAAGCUCGCACCCGCUUUAUCUUAACUCGAAUAAUACGACCGUAGAAAGUAUGAUCGCGGCCCUGGAUCCGUUUCGGGCUCGAGUCGAGUCUUUGAUUUUCGUAGGAUGAUUUAUCACGAGUGCGUAUUGAAAAGUGGGUGUCGAGUGAGAAUUUACGAUCGCUUUGAGAGGGGAGGAUCAGAAUGAACCAAAGACGAAGCAGAGGAUCUGCUGCAGCGCGAGCACCCGGUGACGUUAUUACUCUCUAGUCCAUAAAUAUUAUUAGUGUUCGGUCCUGCAGAGGCGCUAACUCAUUGAGGGAAAGUCCGGGUUCGAGGCGACAGAAAAAAGUUUGAACAAGAUUCGAAGCACUGCAUUGUGAAAACAUAACGGGACGAUUAAUUGACGAAUGUUAAUUUAAAAGUUGACUUGUACCGAGUCAAGUGCACGCGUUGUUAAUAAAUAAAAUUAGUGCGCGGGAUUCGUUGUCGCAAGACGCAAUGGCCGACACGGAGAAGAAGUAUACAACCGAGUACGGGAGGUUGCGAAGAUUGACGAGCACCAUCGACGGCCAAAUUCGACAGAUAAGCUCUGAAUAUGGGCUCACGGAGGAUCAAGUCGCCGAAUUCAAGGAGGCGUUCAUGCUCUUCGACAAGGACGAAGACGGUACCAUCACGAUGGCGGAACUCGGGGUAGUCAUGCGAUCUUUGGGCCAGAGACCGUCCGAAACGGAAUUGCGAGAUAUGGUGAACGAGGUGGAUCGAGAUGGCAACGGUACCAUCGAGUUCAACGAGUUCCUGCAGAUGAUGUCGAAGAAGAUGAAAGGCGCCGAUGGCGAAGACGAACUGCGCGAAGCGUUUAGAGUGUUUGAUAAGAACAACGACGGUUUGAUAUCAUCGAAGGAACUGCGACACGUAAUGACGAACCUUGGAGAAAAGCUGUCGGAGGAAGAAGUGGACGAUAUGAUCAAGGAGGCAGAUCUUGAUGGCGAUGGAAUGGUGAAUUACGAAGAGUUCGUGACAAUCCUGACGUCGAAGAAUUAGUUCGGUGGCCACGGUUCGGACAAGAAGUUAUUCAGCUGCCGGAAGUCUUCGUCGAAGAAAUAAAAAUCAAACACGUGAAGUUCCUCUCCAAAAUGAUAAGCAAGCCGGUCAACCACCACGAACUCCACUAUCGAGUACAUUUUUAACGAGUCCGUGGAACGUUAGGAAUGCUGGAGAAUGUUUUAAAGUCGCUGUACCAUUGGUCCAUGAAGGAAGACAUCGGGUUAUUCAGAUAUCUUUCUUCUUACGAACGAAACGAAUGGGAAAGGAAGACUGAAAAUCGUGUCUCGAGCGGUGGAGUGACGAAAGUGGAAAAUCUAUAGGGAAUAGGGAAUGGGUAAGGGAAACGGGAGGGUGACUUCCGCAGUUGCACACGCAUACACGCAUAUACACCUAGCUCCCUGAAAUUAAUUUUACAAGCAUAAGCUAGCGAACAUUUUACGUGAAAAACGAGUGAGGAGCUCGCUCCCGAAACAAUCAACUGAGCUUCAUUUAGCGUUUACCUACCUACUACUAUUUAUCUAUACUCUCUAUUAAUGCUAUAACAACAUCGUUAUUGAUACUGUUAGGAAUCGAUCAGUCUCUCUCCAUACCAUACACCGAUCUCUCGUUUACACGAUAUACUUUUUUGCAUGACGAUCAACCGUGAAACGUACAAACGCUGGUCGUUGUCGAUGGCCUAAAACGUAUUGCGGAACGCGACAUGGCAUCGGAAAGUACAAUCUUUGCUUGUUGAAUCAAAGAACACUACGUUGUUGAGACAUAGUUAACGGUAUUUGCAGUUACGAUGAUGUUGAUACACCAUCACGUAUCAAUAUUUACACGCUGGGAUUGAGAUCCGCGGUGUGACCGAUCGAGAUACCGAUCGCACACCAUUCACUUUUAUCGCUUGAUCGGUAUUGUUCCUCCAAUUUCGUAGAUUCGCUUGUGAACGAGUCGAGCAUUUCAGGUGACAUUCGGAUUUCGUCGUUGAUAUGUUAACCGCGGGACUCGACGCGAAAGAGAGAUAGCUCUAUAACGAUCUGUCUUCAAAUUUAGAUGAAUGUCGUUGGAACGUAGAUUAUUCAUAGUUAUUUAACGAUACCCACGUGACAGAAUUUUUAGACGCAUGUUAUGGCUGUAAGCCAACGCAGUCGCUGGAAAGCAAAAAUCAAAGCAGAAGAACAGUAGCGACUUUUCCUUAAAUGUAAAACGUCAGUGGUAGUAUUUUUCAGUGACUUCAAUUGCUGAACGUUCUUUUUUCUAUUUAAUAUACAUCUGAUUUGUUUCCAAUUCAACUCGAACAGCUGAGAAAUCUUGUGAGUAUACACCCCUUGUUGUUAGUCCCGACGUAAGUUUAGGCUCUUACCUUGUCAACUCCCUUAAAUACUGAACACCGUCCACCAGAAACCUCAACAUUCAAUCCAACACCUAAAUGCCAACGUGUUAAUUACGUUGUCGUGCAUCCUUAGAUCCUUAAGAUAAGAAGCCACAGCCAUAGGUCACGACAUAGAGAGUAGUUAAUUAGCGCGUAGAUAGAAGAAGAAAUACGUACACGUAAUAAAAUCCAUUAUACACAUACCUAUUAUAUAUACCUAUACAUGGUGUUACACCCAAAGAAUACUUCAAGUAACGUUAUUAUGGAUAUUCAUAUAUACAUAUACAUAUAUUUAGUAUACAUAUACAUGCAUACAUACGUACAUACAUAUGUUAUAUAUACACACGUUAGCGAUGUACGUCGGUGGUAUACUGGCAUUGAUAUUUUUAUGGUUUUGAAAAAAUACAACAACCACGAGAAAAAAUGUUAGUGUCAGAGAGUGAGAGAUAGAGAGAGAGAGAGAGAGAAAGAGUGAACGUAAGUAUGAAAAUGUGAGAAUGUGAGAGAAAGAGGAGUGAAAGAUGGCGAGGGAGGUGUAUCUGGCUGGUUGGUCAAAGAGCGGAAGAGAAGCGCGUGUAUGUACAUAAUGAAACAUUCAGGCGGGGAAGAUACGGGAAAAUGGAAUACGUAAAACAAUAAGAAGAGCUCUUAUAAGCGUGUUUUUACAGACGGAUUCAUUUUGUGUCCUUAAUGAGCGUCGACGAAUUAUACGCGAAUACAUAUUCCGGGUCACACACGAACCAGUGAUCUCACAGAACAUACACAGGACAUACACGUAGCGGUAGACAAUAAUUCUGUUCUUUAGUUAGAUAAUGGAGCAUGUAAUUGCAUUGCGUUGUUCGAUUCGACCGGUAGGUAAGCUAAACAGCAGCUAGGGUAGCUAAAGGAGAGAAAUAUAAUAAAAGAGCUCGCUAAGUUGACACAAAAUAGUAAUGUAUAACGUCCCAAAGACAAUAUCUUAACGAUUUUAUUGAAAGGAAGCUAUUCGAGAUUUACCUCGCGAGAAGGCCUACGUUUUGCCACGUGUGUCUGAAAUGAUUGCGAAAAAAUUUGUUGGAGAAAGAGUAAGAGAAAUGUUAGAAAGUCGAGGUUGCAGAAAGUACGAUGAAGGUGCUGUUUAUCAUAGACUUCGUUUAGUUUCUUUUCUAUAACAUUAUAAUAAUGUUUACUGCUUACUGUUAAUGUGCACUCUUCGUUACAUAUUGUUUCACAAGUCCUCAGUUGUGAUUUCAGUAUCUUAGAUCUUUCUAUUUCACGUAUUAUAGUUUGUUAUUUGUUCCAUUGCGUUUGUUUCGAUGAAAAUUGCGACGGAUCAAUCGGUUCAUUUGGAUUUACGCCAUGCACGAGAUUUCAUUGCACCCUACAAACGUUUAGUUCGACUUUCCGUCUCGAGAAAUAACUAAUCAAUAAGAUAAUCUACAAAUGCUAGAACACAAGUACAAGAUAUCGUCAAUACCUGUACAUAUAUCUUUCCCAAAAAAGGUUGCCGCGUCAGAGGUCGCAUCAGGAAUCGCAAGCAUCGAACAACGGCAUUAACCGGAUACGCGAAUUGAAAUGAGUAACCUGUAAGUGUCCAUGGGACAUCGGGCAGUUUCAGUUCGUAACGCGAAACAAAACGCACAUUUGUCACGCGCGCUUGUAAUAGGUACCUCGUUCAUUAAUAUAGAACAAACAGCGAUGCCCUGAGACCUCUGAUUGCGUGCACGUUAUUUCGAAUCAAUUAUGUAAGUAUGUACUUGACCCGCCAUGCAUCUCCGCGACGAGAAAAUUUCCUAACUCCCUGCACGCGUUAAUUCCGUUCUUGCGGUUUCCCAAUGCUGGCAGGAAGUCCCUUCGAUUAAACCCCGACGUCCAGAGCUGCACUUGAAGUGCUUUCGGAAUGCAGACUUUCACGCGGGAAUGCUGCGGCGGCGAAUAGAGAGAGCUCUAUCAAAGUUAUCGUUGAUCAGUCCUACCGAAAAGUAUUUUUAUAGAAUACUCUUCGAGCCCAGAUCUUAAUGUACAUUCAGAUAACAUCGCGUUAUAUUAUAUUCUACAUAUUAAAUUAUUUUAUAUUACAUUCACGUGAAUGUAUACGCGCGUGUAUACAAAUCAUAUCGUAUCGUCCAACUCUGCUGGCAGAUUUUAUUAGUAGUUAUUAUACGUCUGAAUGAAGACCGAAGCCGUUUAACAGUUAAGCGUUAAAUUGAUUAUACAAAUGUCUCGAUGAGGAUCGUGCAAGUCUUCCGUUCAAUCGGCACUAUUCGAGCAUGUUUCUAGAAUCUAUUGCGCAUAGUUUUGCAACGUACUUAGUACGAUCAUGUUGUGUACUCCGGAGACGUUCAAUUUAUACUCAAAAUUAUUUCUAAAUUAAGCUGCACAGGUUACAUUAUGUGUUUAUAUCGUAUAAGCGUUGGAUGUUCGAAGCAUAUUUUAAUUGUUACGUAUGUCUGUGGAUCAGACUUGCUGAGAAAAAUAUUUAAAUACUAACUUAAUCGAAUAACUCAUUUCUUUGCUUUUUAAACGUACGUCCAAAAGAGAGAGAGAAAUGAUUAUAAUCCUAGCUUGUUGUUUACUCUUGUAACUUUUCAAAUAUUUAUAAAAUAUUGAUUUGUUGUAUUCGUUUCGAUCGUUCGAUACUAAUAGGACAAUGAGAAUGACACGAUACUGCGAAAUACUCGAGAUAGAUAAACGUUUGUAUGUUACGACUCACAUCGCGAACUUUUGUCUCUGUUUUUAGAUAAAAUAGCAUAUUUAACAAUCUGCGAGAUUUGAUAACUGUGACAUUAUCAUAGUUGUUUGAUAUGUUGAUGACCGAGCCGCAGUUCAGGUGAAUGUGGAGAAUGUUGGAGACUGUAUAAAACUUCUCUACUUGGAAAAAGUUAUGCUAACGUGACAGUUAUGAAAACCUGUGCAAUGCUUUACGUUCUUUAGUUUUAGAACCUUGUACAUUUCUUCAAGUUAACACGUUUCGGUUGGUUCUCGUUGCUUUAGAACUUAAUACAGAAAUUGAGCAGAGAAAAAGUUGCGGGACAUUCACAACUAGCGUGUUAUCAAUCACGUCCGUGGUCAAACUUGAAGAAAUGCGAGCUCGUAGCAGUUUUCGAAACGAGUAAAACCGCGAAUGACAAAAAGGGCAGGCGUAAAAGAACAGGGGGCACUUGAAUAGCAUUGCAAGUAGGCAAUACUAGAUGAUAUCAUACGAGUUGAAUGAUGCAAAGGUAAUCAAAUACUUAUAUGUACGUUAUUAUAUAGAUGUGAAAAAGAAAGAGAAAUUUGAUCAACUUAGAUGUAUAAUAAUUGUAAUUGUUAAAUAAGUGUGGCUAUGUUGUAUUAUACAUGAGACCAUUUCAAGCGGCAAAAAGCCCUCGAGAGAAUCUGAUUUUUUUUUUUAUAGCACGACGAUGACUCGAAUUGAUUUAUUAGUACGUCCGUUGGGGCUGACGCGAAAGAAUCCGCGCUUUGCAAUGACGAAUAAAGAAGAUUGCCACUAGAUGAUUUAAACAUGCAAGAAUACGAAUUAUCGUUCCGUUAGAUGUACCGAUUGCAUCGUUGAAGCCCGAAAGAUUGAUGAUUCGUUGAUUAGAGAAGGAAUUUGAUGUUGCAUGGUCGCAUUACGCUUCUUCCUAGUCGGAGUUUGUUACGUGGCAUUGUUUAGGAAUUAUAUAAACGCGGCCAUGGCAAAAGGCAAAUCGCAUUAAUCAAAUCGACGGGAAUAGUGUCAGACUAUGAAACUUUAUCAUUGCAGCGCGAAUUUACUAAUCUGUUGAAAUUAUAUACGAUUUGGUUUUACACAGCAAAUCUGGAGAAAGUUGGAAAUUAUUUUUAAUAUAAAAAGGAAAACUACGUAUUUUAAUUCUUAUUUUAAUUUUUCAUUCAGUUUUUAAUUUUACAAAAUUAAAUUGUAUUUACAAAGAAAAUGAUGUUGUUUGUGUUGCAAAGGAAUUUUCUUACGUGUCCAGAUACCACACGCGCAUUACAGCUGAACCGUCGCUGUUACUGUCGUAACUUUUCUUCGAUUUGCCUAAUGUGCAGCGGUCUAACGUACAUAUGUAGUAGCAUUGCAAGUAGGUAAUUCAAUAUAUCGUUACAACUAACGAUUCAAAUAAAAUGCCAGUCAUGAAUAAUUAUUGUAAUAAGAAAGCGUCUUUCAUUAAUUUAUUAAAACAAUCGCGAGUACAAGUCAUGUUAGCUAAAAUGAAUAUACCCGCGUAUAUCCGAUGUUAGAGCGAGUUGAAAGGAGAACCGUUUGAUAGGUCUUUGGUUCUUCGUGGGGUGCAAAUAACUUUAAUAGGCAACAGCGUAAUGAAGAUCAGUGUAAGGCUUGUAAAAAUGUAAGAAGGACGAAGAUUAUCUAUGAAAUGCAUUAAGAGAAUAACGAUAAGAACUAAACCGAACGUGAUUCCAUCUGAGAUAUUGCACUUUGAAGGAGAAGAUUUAUAUUUUUACUUGAGAAAAAUAUUAUGAUAACGUUUGUAAUGUCUAAUUCCCAUCCGAUGAGGAGUGUUUAUAACGUUAUUUUUCUAGAGUACCUAUAUGUAUAUCUAAAUACUUAUUCUUAUGUUAUGACGAAACGUGCUUUCAAAGGACAGGCAAGCAAAAUCGUAUUGUAGGUGUAAUAUACAUACGCGUGUUUACUCUAGUAAGUAUUGCGUUCACUUUCGUCAUUUUGAUUGUUACUCUACAAGUAGCGUGUACUCUCGCGAGUGCUCAGGUGUUAAGUGCACAAGCGAUACAAUGUUUCUCGUGGUGUUCAUUACGAUUUUACCACUGUAAAUAUUAUUAUUUGCAUCUCUCUAACAGUAAGUUAAAUACCAAAGUGAAACUCAAUGACUAAUUUCGUUUCCACGUAAAAGGUAUUCAUCUUGAAAUAUUGCAAAGACUAUCGAAUCGGCUGUUAACGCAUAUGAUAGAAAGCAAAGAACAUUAUAACAUGGGCCAAGUUCUUUAAUUUCGUUUCAUAGCACUUGGCAUUUGGUUGAAAGCGACUGGGAUUGAAAAGAAAACGCUUUGAAUUUAGUAACUGAGAACUUUAUUCUGCGGUUUGUUUAAUUUUUCUGUCAGACACGGUCAUUUAUUAAUAUGUUCCUUUGUAUAUACUUCAAGAGAAAGAGGUUUUAUUUUCCGACUGUGGUACCUGCGAUUGGUGGUUGUUACUCAGAUUUGUUCCACUCACGUUUCGUCGUAAAGUGGAAAAACGGGAGUGCUGGAAAUUGUGGCGAGAGUGCAGUAUGUAUGGUGUUAGCUGUAUGAUCAUGUUACGUGUAAUGUUAUGUAUUGUAAGAUUAGAAUACAUCAUUAAAUGGUGAUGGCGUGUACUACUGGAAUGUAAUACAUGUAUCAAGUUAAUCAUAAAUACAGCCAUUUUAUAAUGGA
Molecule: messenger RNA, 8828 nt
Organism: Ceratina calcarata
Lineage: Eukaryota; Metazoa; Arthropoda; Insecta; Hymenoptera; Apidae
Product: neo-calmodulin
Exons: 6
Coding region: 1574-2116 (180 amino acids)
Cellular component (GO): myosin II complex
Molecular function (GO): calcium ion binding
Source: RefSeq, a predicted model, not a curated record